Messenger RNA from Pediculus humanus corporis (human body louse), 2379 nucleotides. RefSeq names its product discoidin domain receptor, putative. The transcript is spliced from 13 exons. Bases 1 to 2379 code for a protein of 792 amino acids. Lineage: Eukaryota; Metazoa; Arthropoda; Insecta; Psocodea; Pediculidae. The record is from RefSeq and is a predicted model, not a curated record. Gene Ontology annotation, biological process: positive regulation of kinase activity; protein phosphorylation; cell surface receptor protein tyrosine kinase signaling pathway. Gene Ontology annotation, cellular component: signaling receptor complex. Gene Ontology annotation, molecular function: ATP binding; collagen binding; protein tyrosine kinase collagen receptor activity.
AUGGUUUCUAAUAGCGAUAACGCACUCACACACACGCACGCACGCACGCACGCACGCAAGGCCUUAAAACACAUUAUCAAAUAUGAAGCGCCUGUUGCUGCCGAGGAAAGAAAUAAAAUGCCGGAGGAAAAACUCAAGGAUUUAAGUUACGACGGAGGGUACGAAGAAGAUGGUUACGCGAAAAAAGGUCUCGGACAGUUGAUAGAUGGAUUGUACGGAGAAGAUGUUUUCGAAUUUCAAGAUGAAACGGAUGCAGGUAGCCGAUGGGUCGGUUGGUCAAACGAAUCACUUUCUGGACGCCCUCUGGACAUAACGUUCGAAUUUGAUUCCAUCAGAGAAUUUUCCUUUGCUCACAUAUACGUUAAUAACAUGUUCACCAAAAGUGUUCAGGUAUUUUCAUCGGCGUUGGUUUAUUUUAGUUUAGACGGGUCGAGAUAUCAACCGACACCCGUGAAAAUAAAUAUGGCGUCGGAUUUAUCACGUGAAUCCGCGAGAAACGUGAGCAUACCGUUGGAAAAUCGUAUGGGAAAAUUUAUUAAAUUUCAAUUUUUUUUCUCCGCACGUUGGAUUCUCAUAAGUGAAAUUUCUUUCGAAUCUGGUUCGAUUCAGGGUAAUGCAACUGAAGAAAGUCUCGAACAAUAUUUUCUACAACAAGACAGCAUAAUGGAAACCGUUUCGCAAACUCCCGGCGGAGAAACAACAAACGCAAGAAAAGAAAUAACGCCCGCGAAAAGUCCGACGACGAACACUCAAGCAUACAUUGGAUUGAUAACGGGUGUGUUGGCCGUCAUAGUAAUGCUACUCGUUUGCACGAUACUCGUCAUGGUGAGAAGAGGAAGGAAAAAAGUUGCUUUGCUACACAAGCACACGGCUCUAGUGUCGAGCAGCACGAAACCCGGCGUCACGAUAAACAUGAAAGAUUUAAAAAUGAACAUGGCGAUAUCGGGACCGAUAAUGAAUAACGGAUUAACGCGAUCGAGACUCACGUCGUCGAAAACGACGAGGGGACAUUGUAAAAAAACGAACGUGGAAAAGGGUAAAAGUGAUUCGGCCGGAAAUUACGUCACGGGAGAAGAAUCCGACAGUGAAAAUUCAUCCGUUUAUCACGAGCCUUAUAAAUUGUUACCAUCAUCUGGAAAACAGGAAUAUGGUUGUCUUAUUAAACGCGAUGCCUUGUCAUCUAGUAAAAGUGGAGAAUAUACAGAUUUUACAAGUGUCAAUAGCUUUCAAGACGAGAUAAAAUUUAGUCCGUCUUUUUUUAAUUUGGCGACAAAUUCGCUCAUACGACCGCCGCCCUACGACGUGGGAAAUUAUCAAACUCCGACGAAAAAUAAUCAUCAAUCAUUUUCGGAAAAUUAUUAUGCUGCCACGGAUAUCGUCAAGACGGAAACAAGACGUGAGCAGAAUUUCACUUUGGGUAAAUUGACUCCGAUAAAAAUUCCAGAAGGUUCCGCCCCGGAGGAUUCAGAAAUUCCCGAAUUUCCCAGACACAGACUAAGAGUCGUCGAAAAACUUGGAGAAGGAGGCUUUGGAAUGGUUCAUUUAUGCGAAGCAGAAGGAAUUUUCGACGUCAACAAUUUAACAACAACGUCACAUAAAAAACAAUUCGUCUUGAUAAAAUCAUUAUGGAGAGGAUCGAGCGAAAGCACAAAGAAAGACUUUUUACGAGAAUGCAAUUGGUUGGCGAGUUUAAAAGACGUCAAUUUGUGUCGCAUCGUCGGGAUUUGCAGUCUGGAAGAACCUUUUUACGUCAUUCAGGAAUACACGGAUCUUGGAGAUUUGACGCAAUUUUUGAGACUGGAAAAUUCAACCGAGGAAAACGGAAACGAUGACGCAGUGAGUUACGGUUGUUUGAUAUACAUGGCCACUCAAAUAGCGUCGGGUAUGAAAUAUUUAGAAUCGCUCGAAUUGACGCAUAGAGACUUGUCGGCGAGAAAUUGUCUCGUCGGUAAACAUUAUUCGAUAAAAAUAUCAGAUCACGCCAUUUACGCGAGCAAAUACAACAACGAUUAUUAUCAAGUCGACACGAAAGCGAGGCUACCCGUGAGGUGGAUGGCUUGGGAAUGUCUACUCCUGGGUAAGCAAAGUUCUAAAAGUGACGUUUGGUCAUUUGCCGUCACGCUGUGGGAAAUUCUUAUGCACUGCGACGAGCAACCUUUCGCCGAAUUAACAAACGAACAGGUAGUGGAAAAUUGUAAUCAUUUGUAUCAAAACAACGGACUCGUUAGAUAUUUGCCGAGGCCUUCCCUUUGCCCGCGCGAAAUAUAUGAUCUCAUGUGCGAAUGUUGGAAACGUCAAGCCGCGGAUAGGCCGCUUUUUAGCGAGAUUCACCUUUUUCUACAGCGUAAAAAUUUAGGUUACUUACCCGAAACUGGAUGA